GAUCCAACGGUCGAACUCUACGGACAUAAUCGCAUUUCAGGGUCCAUCUGAAAAUUGUGUCGAGAGGGGCGUCCAGUCUCGUUCGUUGCCGUGGUGACUUGCAAUCCAGGGUUGCGUUUCUUACGACCAAGAAAAUCCCGAUGGCGGAGAUUGAGUUGAAAACUGCACCAGCUGAUUUUCGCUUUCCCACAACAAAUCAGACGAGGCACUGUUUCACUCGCUACAUUGAAUAUCACAAGUGUUUGAAUGCUAAAGGUGAAGAUGCUUCUGAGUGUCAAAAAUUUGCCAGAUACUAUAGAUCUCUAUGCCCAAUGGAAUGGUUCGUUGCAGACCCAAGACUUCUCCAAAAUAAGGACAAACAUGCUUGAUUUGCUGUGACCUGGGAGCAACUGAAGACUCAUAGGGAGAAGAUAAGAAAAUUUAAAUUUGAUCUUGACUGGAGAAGAUGGGCAUUUUGUGAAUGAUGUUCUACCUGAUAAAUACCUUCUCUUUUUGCUCCUCUCCAAAUGUAUAAUCUCCAGCAAGAAGUUGGUUUUAAGGACUACAUGGAAGAGUUUGAUCUCUUGAUGCAGUGUGGAGCGCGGGAUCUAGAGGAGCAAAUAGUAGCUUGUUGUAUUUGCAUGUUAUGAAUGUGAGUUUACUUUAGGCCAACUGCAUUCCAGUUGCUUAUAAUUUUAUAUAAGCUUGCUUUUGGUGGUAGAGAAGCAUUUGAAGAAAACCACUCGUUAUGUGAGAAGUAGCGUGGACAUUUGCUGGUCAAAUUCGCAACUGUAUACUUCAACCAAUGGAUCGACAACCACAAGAAGCUUUCUUGAUCUAUACUACUGCUUAAACUUGAUGAAGGUCCAAAUUCAUGAUGGGCAAUCAAACUGGUCUAGCUGGGGAUGCCAUCAGGAUUAGGCUUUGAGCAUUUGCACUGUACUCACAUCUCUCAGUUUCUCAGUAAUAUGAGAAUUAUAUAUUCUAUCAGGAAUUGAAGGUGCUGGUUUAAAUUUGACUUAGCCUUAAAUGUCAAAGUAUAAUAUAAUAUAGAAGCACCAUUGAGAGGCCUUGCUUAUUAGAUGCAUGAACACCAUGGGACCAUAUCGGUUAAAGCGAGCGAUCAAUGUCUUUCCUACAUUAUGGACAUAGCAUGGUGCAUUGGAAUAUACACAUCAUUUUUAUUAAUGUU
Molecule: messenger RNA, 1171 nt
Organism: Elaeis guineensis (African oil palm)
Lineage: Eukaryota; Viridiplantae; Streptophyta; Magnoliopsida; Arecales; Arecaceae
Product: cytochrome c oxidase subunit 6b-3
Cellular component (GO): respiratory chain complex IV; mitochondrion
Source: RefSeq, a predicted model, not a curated record